GUGGGUGAUUACAGGGCGGGUUCUCAUCGCGACUACUCCGCCACCUAGCGGUGCGCGCGCUCAAGCAAUUCCCCCAAAACCACCCCGUGCAAAGCCUGCGACGACGUCGCCGACUCCAUCGCUUCGAUUGUGCGAAGCUAAACCCUCCAAUCUCCAUCGGCGGCAGCUCCGACAGCUUCUCCCAUUUUUCCAUCCCUCUCUCUCUCUCGCUCGCUCGCCCCGCGCGUGUGGGGAGACGCGACACGACGCGACGAUCGCUCUGUGCACAAGUCGGUCCGCCGCGGGCUGGUUCGGAUCCUCCCUCGCUGCAGUCGUUGUCGUCUUGUCGCAUCAUUAUCAGUUGAGACGCCAGUGACUGCGGCCGCAUCGCUUUUUACCUGUUGGAGUUUUUGUGUAUGUGUGUUUGUGUGUGUGUACAUACCAAGACGAGCCAUGGAUUACACUUUUCGUCUGCCCUGGGCCCUGCACGACGACGGUCACGAUGAUUCCUCCGUGGAAGUUGAUUUAAGCACGUGGUGGCUAGACUAGGUGCAACUUUGGUUUGUGUUUUUGUGCAAAGCAGUGACGGAGGUCGACUCGGCGCUACCCCUCCUUAUGUCAUGACCGGCAGAGCGAGGGGGCGGCCUCGGGGACGACCCAGGGGCAGCGGUAGGGGCAGGGGAGGAGGAGGGCGGGGCACCGCCUGUCAGACGCACUCACCCUCUUACUCCCCUGACGGCCGAAUCACCAAGGCGUUAUCAAAGUCAGUUUCCACAUCGGAUGUCGCUAUGCAUCACCACCUGUCCUCGGUUUCUCAUAAUGGCUACUCGAGUAUUCCUCCACCCGGGUACCUGCCGGGAGCGUACGGGCACCCAGUGAGCCACGUCAGCCAGCCACACGGCCUGCCAAGGGGCGUGCCCAGCUCUUGUGACGGCCACUCGCCGACUAGGGUCAACGCAGGCACCCAGGCGUCCUGGUCUCAAGGUUACCCGGAUGUUUUUCCCCAUCCCUCCGCUAGGGCUCACCCGCAGGAUCCUAGAUCUCACCAGCAUGAUCCCAGAGCGCAUCCCCAGGAUCCCAGGUACCACCACCCCAGGCUGCCGGGAGUGGGAACGUGUGGUGGGACCCACCAUCCGGCUAGUGCUCACGAAACCAUCCCAGUGUACGCGGCAGCACCAAGUUCUCGCCAGCCGCGAGCGGAGCACCAGCACCCGACGCGGGACGCUACCCGUGGAGUAUUACCCGAGCCAACCCUCCCUCUACCAUCGACAACCCCCGGCUUCGUACAGUAUCAGCCACAAGGACGUGCCUUGCCCGGGUCAUGUGACCGUGGACAACUCCCAUAAUAAUAAUCACCAUAAUCAUCAUCUUCCCCAUCAUCAGAGUCGAUCUUCGGAGGACAUGCGUGGUCGCGGCGGUGGCAGCGGCGAGCGACUGCCACCCGUAGUGUAUCACCAACAGGCCUCAGGACAGCAUCAAGAACACUUUGUUUCAGACUGUGAUCCGAGGAGACCUAUCAGUCAGGCGUCACCACCUCCACCUCCUCCACCGCCAGAUGGCGCUUACACAGUCCAUGUGGCCGACAGUCACCAUCCGGCACGUGCUGGAAGUGACAGUCCGAGGUCGGGUCGCAGCAGCGGAUCGCAGAAUGUACCCUCAUCGCACGCGCUGCCUAGCAGUCAGCAGACUCGAACUGUGUCUUACUCACGUUCCACGCACACCCUGCCAGUCCUUCCAGGCCCAGUGCGACAAAGAAGACGACUUUCAGACCCGGAAUGGGGCCUGAGACAACAUCAAGAAAUGACUGAACCUUUACUAAGAACGAGCUCCGGGUCAUCCCAGGAACGUAGAGGGCGCACGCAUGAACGUGGGCAGAGGCCAGCAGCUUUUCCUCCGGAAGCAACUCAUGGUUUGCAUUCGGGCAGUCACAGUUUGCGACCGCCGAACUAUGUUUCUUUGCCUGGGACGGAAGGGCAAGUGAGUGGAGUGCAAACAGCAGGAGGAUCCAAAGGACAAUGUGUCCCUUCUGGCUCGUUCACCGCAUCUGCAGGUGUCUACGCAGCGCCACCUGGACACUCGGCAAAGAGCGCACCGUAUCCUGCUCAACCACGCCGUGAGCAUCACGGAUACGAUACUUCUGGGUACGGGGACCACCAGCCUGCCACACAUCCUCCGACAUCAGGAUCUGACCCCCGGAAAUGUGCUGCUCCCCUCGGCUACCGUGGAAGCUACACCAACUCUGUUGACCAGGACUACUCUCAGUUUAGAAUACCUCGUCACCCAGCAUCGAGCGCAGAGGUUAAUCCACCCCGAGUACAAUCUCCUCCGCCACCGUCAUACCCAGAACGUGUCUCCUCCCCUCCACCACCAUCUCCUUACUCCAUGCAGCCUCCCUCCCCCAGGCAACACCCGACUCGACCCGUCUCUCCUCCCCCGUAUAGCAUCAUCUGCCCUGUGUCUCCCCAUCAUCCAAGCAGCCACGGAGUGCAAGAACCGCCGCCUGCCAGCCGCAGUGCCGUUGAAAGUCGCGUGGCUGCUACAUCGCAGCAGUACAUCGUUCCUGACAUACAGCAGCAACAAACUGCUCGGGGGCAGGCAUAUCCGGUGACUUACCGACGAAGCAGCAAAGAGCAUGUUUUUGUAGGGCACAGACUGCAUCUGCUCCUGGCUUGGAAGCACAGCAGCAGCGGUGGUACCGGGUACCUGUCAACGGCGAGAAUCUACCCCUGCAUGGAGGUCCGCCCGACCUUCAGCCAGGUUCUUCCCAGUUUUCUCCCAUGA
This is a messenger RNA of Pomacea canaliculata, 2760 nucleotides long. Its product is annotated as extensin-like. The coding region runs from base 973 to 2760 and encodes 595 amino acids. The transcript has 2 exons. Lineage: Eukaryota; Metazoa; Mollusca; Gastropoda; Architaenioglossa; Ampullariidae. The record is from RefSeq and is a predicted model, not a curated record.